AUGAAUGUUUUAUAUUUACAGAUAUAUGCAUAACAAUGUUGUGUGAUUGUAAAGUUUGACGUUGCUGAUGUUACUGAUGUAUAAGUAGUGAAAGUUGUCUCACUAUAAGGAUGGCAAUAGCACGGUCUAGAGGUAUGGAAUUUGACCACAACUGGCCAGAGAGUUCUGAAUGUCUUACUCUCGACUUUGGACCAUUUGAAACAGUACAUAGAUGGAAAUGCAUGCCAGAGUGUGAUGAAUUUGUUGGGGCAAGGAGAAGUAAACAUACAGUGGUUGCAUACAAAGAGGCUGUUUAUGUGUUUGGCGGAGAUAAUGGAAAAAAUAUGUUAAAUGAUUUGCUGAGAUUUGAUGUGAAGGACAAGUCAUGGGGAAGGGCAUUUACAACAGGGUUACCACCAGCACCAAGAUACCACCAUUCUGCUGUAGUGCAUGAGGGUAGCAUGUUUGUAUUUGGUGGGUAUACAGGAGAUAUCCACUCCAAUUCUAACCUGACCAAUAAGAAUGACCUAUAUGAGUAUAAGUUUGCUACAGGGCAGUGGGUACAGUGGAAAUUUGAGGGAAGACGUCCGGUUGCUAGGGCGGCUCAUGGAGCUGCUGUGUAUAACAACAAAUUAUGGAUAUUUGCGGGUUACGAUGGUAAUGCCAGAUUAAAUGACAUGUGGACUAUUCCCCUGACAGGAUCUGCUGAAGUUAGGACCUGGGAGGAGGUUGAUCAGACUGGAGAUAUUCCGCCAACCUGCUGUAACUUCGCUCUGGCAGUAGCUCGUGAUGCAAUGUUUGUGUUCUCUGGACAAAGUGGUGCCAAAAUAACCAAUAAUCUCUUCCAAUUUAAUUUCAAAGAAAACCUAUGGACAAGAAUCUCAACCGAGCAUAUAUUACGGGGUUCCCCACCUCCACCAGAAAAACGGUAUGGUCACACCAUGGUGGCAUUUGAUAGACAUCUGUAUGUGUUUGGUGGAGCCACAGGUCAAACCUUACCUAAUGAUCUGCAUUGUUUUGACUUAGAUUCUCAAACAUGGUCCAUCAUAGAACCAUCACCAGAAAGCACGAUUCCUGCUGGGAGAUUGUUCCAUGCUGCGGCAGUUGUCACGGAUGCCAUGUAUGUGUUUGGUGGUACUGUGGACAAUAACGUCAGGAGUGGCGAGAUGUAUAGAUUUCAGUUUUCUAGCUACCCAAAAUGCACGUUGCAUGAUGACUAUGGUAGAUUGUUAGAGAGUCAACAAUUCUGUGAUGUCAUCUUUAUAGUAGGAAAGGACAAAGUUAGAAUACCAGCUCACACUGCUCUAGUCGCAGCUCGGUCUCCAUGGUUACGACAGAAAAUAAGACAAACAAAAACACAGGAACACAAUGACCUGUUAGAUGAAGGUGAAGGUCAGCAAAGAUCAAAGGUCAGUUGUAUAGAGGUCAGUUUAGAAGAUGCUGAACCUCAAGCAUUUCAGCUUGUUCUAGCUUACAUCUAUAGAGACAGAAUUUACCCCCAGCAGAGUGACAAGGAAGACAAACAGCUGAGCAGUAAUGAAGUAACAUUGUUAAUGAUGGAUGUGUACAGGUUAGCACUUCAGUUUCACAUGAGGAGAUUGGAACAGCUGUGUGUGCAGUAUCUGGAAGCUAGUAUAGGUCACAACAAUGUACUUGUGGCAUUACAAAAUGCCGCUAGGCUCAAGCUGGACUUCUUAAAGGAGUAUUGUUUGAAGUUUAUAGUAAAGGACCAUAACUACAGCACUAUAAUCAUGAGUGAAGAGUUCGAGACCCUAGAGCAGACGUUAAUGGUGGAAAUUAUUCGGAGGAAAACUCAGCCUCAUCCUCGCUCCCUGGCAGAGCCUCAUGUUGAUCAGGCAUUCACUAAUUCUCUAGAGAAAGAUAUGGAGAAUUUUCUGAAGACAAGCGGACAUGAGUUCUGUGACAUUACCCUGUUGUUAGACAAUGUUCCAGUGCCCGCCCACAAGGCGAUCCUAGCUGCUAGAUGUACAUACUUUGAAUCCAUGUUCAGGUCUUUCAUGCCAGAAAAUAAUACUGUCACAAUAGCAAUAGGAGAAAUGGUGCCUUCAAGACAAGCAUUUGACAGCCUUAUGAGAUAUAUAUACUAUGGUGAGGUUUCCAUGCCACCUGAAGAUUCGCUCUAUCUCUUUCCUGCUCCUUAUUUUUAUGGCUUUACAAACAAUAGAUUACAGGCAUAUUGCAAGCACAAUCUGGAGAUGAACGUGACAUGUCAGAACGUGGUACAGAUCCUCGAGGCUGCUGACAGAAUACAAGCCGUAGAUAUGAAGAAACACGCCCUCAGCAUUAUAGUACAUCACUUUCCCAAGGUUGCUAAGUUACCACAGAUUGGCAGACUAAGUCGGGAACUGUUAUUAGAUAUACUGGAGGCUAUAGCCGAUGAUAUGUCAGAGACGAGGAUAUGUCAGGACUUAUCUAGCAGUAGUCUCACAGAUUCCAGCUAUACCUAAACAUCAGUUAUACCCAGAUUUGCCAUAUUUUUUUAAUAACUCAAUAGUAUACAUGAUAUAGGCCAAAACAUGACUUCGCAAUUACUGUGUUAUAUAUGAUAUAAAAAGUUGCUAUGGUUACCCUCACAUAAUGCUAUAUAGUAAAAUAAAACACUAAAGUAUAAUACAAUUAAAUUAUAAUAUUCUUGGGCAAUACAAGGUUUUACAGUUUAACAUUGGGACUAC
Molecule: messenger RNA, 2672 nt
Organism: Ruditapes philippinarum (Manila clam)
Lineage: Eukaryota; Metazoa; Mollusca; Bivalvia; Venerida; Veneridae
Product: leucine-zipper-like transcriptional regulator 1
Exons: 19
Coding region: 111-2447 (778 amino acids)
Cellular component (GO): Golgi apparatus
Molecular function (GO): protein binding
Source: RefSeq, a predicted model, not a curated record